AUGGGAAACUGUUGCAAGGCAUCAUCGUCAAUGGAGUGGGAUGGAGAAGACUGGGGAUCUUUAAACUCAUCAAACAACAAGGUGUUUGACGAAGCUGUUCAUCUUGAUCAUCGUCAGAAUAAUGAGAAUGAUGUGUUAGGAAAGCUUAGAGAUUCUUGUGAUGCAAAUGGGAAAGUGACGUUGAAGAUUUCAAAGAGCGAGCUAGCUGAAUUAUUAGGAGCUAUACAACAGAAUAAUAAUAAUAAUAAUCAACAGCCUCAGAAGCAAAUGAGGAAGAAGAAGAAGAAGAAAGAAUUAAGUUCAGCAGAAGAAGUUCUGAUUCGGUUAAUGAAAUCUAGAGAUCAUGAAAUUGCAAAUAAGCGUCACUGCAGUAGUAACUGGAAACCGGUGCUAGACACUAUUCCUGAGUGA
Vicia villosa (hairy vetch) is the source of this 411-nucleotide messenger RNA. RefSeq lists its product as uncharacterized. The transcript has a single exon. Bases 1 to 411 code for a protein of 136 amino acids. The record is from RefSeq and is a predicted model, not a curated record. NCBI's taxonomy places the organism in Eukaryota, Viridiplantae, Streptophyta, Magnoliopsida, Fabales, Fabaceae.